UGUUUCAGUAUUUAGUACGACCCGAUAUUGUCACUGUGUUAGAAGGCCUACUGAGUAGCAAUAUUGAUUAGUAGAUCUUCGAAGUCAAAAUUUGUUGUAAUUGUUUUUACUAGGUUGAUUAAUUGCGUGGCGUUUUUCGUGUUUAAUAUUAUACCAGCAUCAACUGUUCGUAUUUUAUACUUUCUAGUGUAGGAACUAGCAGUAGUUAAGACUCGGACGUAAUUAGAACUAGAACUGUGUGGAACUGGAACGUAAAAAAGCUUGACUAACGUUAGGGCUAACGAUGGAAAUCUUGGGAGGAACUAUUCAAAGUGCUUCUGGUGGUUCUAGCACAGUUAUAGAUGGUAAUUCAUCUUCAUCUGGAAUACCAAUUAUGCCUGCUGCUUCUAUCACUACAAGCCAAGGAAAUGCAUCGUUAUUACCAUCUAGUGGUGCAACAGGAGGAGCAGUUUCUAGUAGCUCAGCAGCAGCUUCUACUGUAGAUACAAAGACAGCAGGACAACCUUUAUUAGAUUUCAUGCUUCAACUUGAAGAUUAUACACCAACGGUUCCUGAUGCUGUUACCUCGUACUAUCUGAAUACAGCAGGACUGGAUACAUCUGAUCCUCGCAUCGUACGUCUCAUAUCUCUGGCGGCCCAAAAGUUUAUUUCUGAUAUAGCCAAUGAUGCCUUACAACACUGUAAGAUGAGAGGAGCAGGACAAAGUAAGAAGACAAGCAAGGACAAACGUUACACUCUUACAAUGGAAGACCUAAAUCCAGCUCUUAUGGAAUAUGGAAUUCAUAUUAAGAAGCCUCAUUAUUUUGUUUGAUCCCUCACAUAUGACAUUAUGAUGGUUAUGUAUUGAUAGUUUUACUGGUCUAAGAUUGUUACAAGACUGAAAAAAAUUGUGUAAGAACAUUUUUGGGUCAUAAAAGCAGUUUUUAUACAAAAAACCAAAACUGAUCUCUCUGUUGAUAGUGUUUAUGUUGGCAGACAUGUUUGUUUAAAAACAUUUCUUGUGAAAUAGAAUUAUUAAACAUUUCAACCAUCAUGUCAUAGCUCUUUUUCUCAUCUUGUCUUAGGCCAAAUAAAAAAUAGUUGUAGUUUCUGUUA
Molecule: messenger RNA, 1095 nt
Organism: Limulus polyphemus (Atlantic horseshoe crab)
Lineage: Eukaryota; Metazoa; Arthropoda; Merostomata; Xiphosura; Limulidae
Product: transcription initiation factor TFIID subunit 10-like
Exons: 5
Coding region: 284-811 (175 amino acids)
Biological process (GO): transcription initiation at RNA polymerase II promoter
Cellular component (GO): nucleus; transcription factor TFIID complex; SAGA complex
Molecular function (GO): RNA polymerase II general transcription initiation factor activity; promoter-specific chromatin binding
Source: RefSeq, a predicted model, not a curated record